Molecule: messenger RNA, 3212 nt
Organism: Branchiostoma belcheri (Belcher's lancelet)
Lineage: Eukaryota; Metazoa; Chordata; Leptocardii; Amphioxiformes; Branchiostomatidae
Product: serine incorporator 1-like
Exons: 12
Coding region: 231-1682 (483 amino acids)
Cellular component (GO): membrane
Source: RefSeq, a predicted model, not a curated record
CAUUUUAGGGAUUUUGUUCAGUGUUUUGUUUGUUGCGCAGGUUGUUCCUGCACUUUUCGGCGAUUUUUACCCAGUCUUGGACCUUUCCUGUCCACUAUUUCGAGACUUUCCUACAGAAGAGAUACUAGAGAAAGAAUUUUGAGGGACAGGGUCAAGUUUUAGGGAUUUAUUCAGGUUUUAAUCCGAGAAAACCGAGAGGAAGACUCGAGAAGAAUCAGAAAAUCGUCAGGAUGGGAGCCAUCUUGGGAACCCUAGGACUGGGUAGCUGUGCGGCUUCGCUGGCAUGCUGCUGCACCAGUGCUGCCUGCAGCCUGUGUUGUUCUGCCUGUGGGAAGAGUAAGAACUCGGUGGUGACUCGUAUCGCCUAUGCCCUGUUCCUGCUGCUCGGGAUGCUGGUGGCCUGCCUCAUGCUGGCUCCUGCUGUGGAGGACGGGCUAAAAGAUUUUCUGGAAACCCCACAAAUCUGUGACGACACGAUCUUCCACGACAAGCUGGUGGACUGUCAGGGGAUCGUGCGGAGCGUGACGGGAUACCUUGCGGUUUACCGUGUCUGCUUCGGGCUGGCCGGAUUCUUCUUCCUCAUGAGUCUCCUCAUGAUCAGUGUGAAAACCAGCAAGGACCCCCGCGCUGGGAUUCAGAACGGAUUCUGGUUCUUCAAGUUCCUGGCUGUGAUCGGCAUCUGUGUUGGAGCAUUCUUCAUCCCCAGGGGUGCUUUUGGAUCAGCCUGGAUGUACAUUGGUAUGAUCGGUGCAUUCCUGUUCAUCCUGAUCCAACUGGUCCUGCUGGUGGACUUUGCUCACUCCUGGAACGAGUCCUGGGUGGAGAAAAUGGAAGAAGGCAACUCCAAGUUCUGGUACUUUGCCCUGCUGGCCUGUACGUUUGUGUUCUAUGGUCUGGCCAUUGCUGGAGUCGUGGUUUUCUUCAUCUACUAUACUGUGCCCGAUGGUUGUGCCACCAACAAGUUCUUCAUCAGUUUUAACCUGAUCCUGUGUGUCAUUGCUUCUGUCAUCGCCAUCCUACCUAAAGUCCAGGAGUCCCAGCCCCGCUCCGGUCUGCUCCAGGCUUCUGUGAUCACCCUGUACACCAUGUACAUCACCUGGUCUGCCAUGACUAAUGAGACAAACAGUAAAUGUAACCCUAGCCUGCUGCAGAUCGCUGGCCUGACUCCCAUCCAGAACGGCACACAGCCCGGCACGACCGCCGCGCCCACCCCGCCCUCCAGUGUGUUCCUGGGUAUGGAUGCGCAGGGCAUUGUGGGACUGGCCGUGUUCUUCAUCUGUGUCAUGUAUGCCAGUAUCCGCACCUCGUCCAACAGCAGUGUGAACAAGCUCACCAUGUCGUCGAACGAGAGCACACUUCUGUCCAACAGCCAGGCCCCAAGCACCGGUGAUGUGGAGAAGUCUGUGGUUGAUGACAUCGAUGAUGACUCUCCUACGAUUGACAACGAGAAAGACGGAGUGAAGUACAACUACUCCUUCUUCCACUUCAUGUUCAUGCUGGCCUCCAUGUACAUCAUGAUGACUCUCACCAACUGGUACAGCCCGGACGGGUCAAACUUCAACAAGCUGGAGCCCAACCAGCCGGCGGUGUGGGUGAAGAUCGUGUCCAGUUGGCUCUGUAUCCUGCUGUACGUCUGGACGCUCGUGGCGCCCAUCGUACUGCCCGACCGCGACUUCGACUGAACAACGCGCUAACCUCGCAUUCAGCCAGUUCACAGAAAAGUAUAAUGUCAACAGCUACUGAUGUUUUUUGUAAUAGCUGAACAGGGAUACAUGUAGUUCACACAUCACUUCUUGUCAUGUGUAGACUGGAUUUUAGUCAAGUUGUGCUGAAAGUAUAUGAAUUAUGGAUGCCUUUUGUAAUAGCUGAACAGGGUUAGUUCACGGGUCACGUUUGUCAUAUGUAGACCGGAUUUUAGUGCACAAAGUACGAUGUCAAGAAUUACAUAAAUACAGCCUCGCAGUCAACAAGGGAUAGUUUACAGAUCACUUCUUGAUAUGUGUAGACUGGAUUUUAGUCAAGUUGUGCAGGAGGUAUAACGUCAACAGUCACGGAUGCUUUUUGUAAUGGCUGAAUAGGGAUAGUUCACAGAUCACUUUGUGUCAUACGUAUACUUGAUUUUAGUGCACAAAGUACAAUAUCAAGAAUUACAGAACAGCAGAAAAUUGACCUUUUUUUAAUUGCCAGACACAAAAGUAUGUAGUAAACAUAGAAACACAUAUUUUACAAUUUCUACAAUUUUCCUUUGUCAGUAAUGGUAGACUGGAAUGUAUUUAAAAGUCUCUGUCAUAAUGUCAAUAUUUGAACAAUAAGCAGAAAGUUCAGUCAUAAACCAAUAUUAUAUUAUUCCUUUCUUGUUAGACCUAGCGCAAUGUGAGCCAAACAAAUUGCUGGUAAGAAACUUAGACAAACAGCAUAAGAAAAUUGAAGAUUAAACAUACAGCUCAACUAUGAAUGGACACACAACGUCAACGAGAUUUGAUAAGUGAUCAAGGAAUCAGAGCAUAAUGCUGAAGAAAUCAUAUCUAUAGAUCUUGCUGUGAUGCGAUAGCAUUUUUACUGACUGUAUAUACAUAUAUAAGCUCAUGGUAUUCACAAUGUACUUCAAAGGACUGUAAGUUGAAAUUAUACCAACAGCAACUAGAAAAAACUUGACAACCAUCUAACUGAUUGAGUACCAUCUUAAACCAUGAUGUGAAAGUGGGUGUUUUUGUAACAUUGUAUUUAAAUGGUCAAGCCAUGGAAAGGAUUUUGCUGCUGUAUGUUGAAAUGUGAGGAUACUUAAAGUAAGGGAGGUACAGGUAUGGUUGUUUCAUGUUUAUCAAUUGUGUAUAUCAGAAAUUCAGAAAUAUGAUAUGGGUGUUUAGUUUCGCAGUAUGUGAAGAUACAUUGUGGGUGAUCAGAAGUUUAACAAUUGUAAGAGUAUGUUGUAUGGUUUUGUGUAUGAAACAAAAUGGGAAAUGUGAUGCUUGAUAAACAAAAUGCUUUUUUUUCUUUAAGAGUGCACAAAUUAUUAUAAUAUAUGUAACUGAAGCAGUGCUAUUGAUGUAUUAAAUGUGCUUGGUGUAAGUAAUCAACAUACAAUUGUGCAGAUUUGUGGAAAGAGGUUCAUUCUAUGCAUAUGAUCAAAAACAACAACUUUGCAUGCAAUAACAUGUAACAUUUUUAGACAACAGUGUAUGUACAUGGACAAUACAGAUAUGUGCUUGUAU